AUGCCCUCCCAGUUAGGCUGGAUCUGGCCCAAAGACCCACGCCCCGGCAACCCGCAACACUGGCCACGCCGCUGGCGCAUCUUUGAUGUCCUAGCGAGCAAAGGGCCAGACAUCUACGUGGGCCGAAUCAACCAGCCCAAAACAAAGACCGGAAGGGCACCCCCUCAAGCCCGGUCCGGGCCUACAAGAGAAGAAUGGUCUCGAUGGGAGAUCGACCCCAACGACUCUGGAUCAGACUACAGACCACUACCCUGGGCACGGCGGCCUGCGGCAGAGCGCUACGAUUUCCGUACGAGGAAGUACCACAUUCCGGACCAUGGAACAUGGAGUGAUGUUCAGUAUUGCAAUGGGAGAAGAGCUCGGAGGGGGGAAUGGAGCGGGAGAGAGGAGGUGCAUUGUGUACCGAGGCGAUAUUGGGAUCGGAAUGGGGUUGAGUAUCCGGCGGAAUUUUGGCAUGAUAACAUUUAUGGGAAGCACAGGGAUUGA
This is a messenger RNA of Penicillium hordei, 486 nucleotides long. RefSeq lists its product as uncharacterized. NCBI's taxonomy places the organism in Eukaryota, Fungi, Ascomycota, Eurotiomycetes, Eurotiales, Aspergillaceae. The record is from RefSeq and is a predicted model, not a curated record. The transcript has a single exon. Bases 1 to 486 code for a protein of 161 amino acids.